Daphnia pulex (common water flea) is the source of this 1681-nucleotide messenger RNA. Its product is annotated as nuclear cap-binding protein subunit 3-like. The transcript is spliced from 5 exons. Gene Ontology annotation, cellular component: cytosol; nucleus. Bases 86 to 1525 code for a protein of 479 amino acids. Gene Ontology annotation, molecular function: mRNA binding; RNA 7-methylguanosine cap binding. The record is from RefSeq and is a predicted model, not a curated record. NCBI's taxonomy places the organism in Eukaryota, Metazoa, Arthropoda, Branchiopoda, Diplostraca, Daphniidae.
UUUAGAAGCUUACUUGCCUUAGUAUUGUAAUUUCAUUGACAGUUUGUUCGAUUUUAUUCUUAUUAAUUACUAAUCUGAACUAAACAUGGAAACUGAAAAUAUUGACAUGAUGGAGGAUGGAGAAGUUGACGAAACCAACGAGGUGGAUUUUAAGCGAGAAAGGAAAGUUUCAGAAAGCAUAAGGAACUCAUUUUCUUCAUUAGAUGAAGAAAAACUUAAGAAACGAGCUGAAAGAUUUGGAAUUGACCCUGAUUCAACAAAAGUGGCACCAGUUACAAAAGAACAAAUGAAAGAAUUAUAUGAAAGCUUGGAAAUACCAGCUGAAGAAAUAAAAAAUAUUUUGGAAUCUGACAUGUCUGAACCUGGUACUCAUGUAUUAAAUCAUCGAUUUGAAGCUAUUCACUUAAGAGGAACAGAAGACAUGAACACUCAGAACGUCUUUGAUUAUUUCAAGGGAUAUGCUCCUGCCUCUAUUGAAUGGAUUAAUGAUUAUUCAUGUAAUGUAGUGUGGUUAGAGCCUUGGCAAGCAGCUCGAGCAAUCCUUGAGCGUUCGAGUCGAAAUGUAGUUGUCCAACCCACAAAAAGUAACGUUGAAGGGGAAGAAAUGGACCACGAAGAGUCAGUUAGUGAGCCUGCUCUUCCCAUUCCAACACCACCUGGGAUUUGGCGAUUGGGCUUUGAGUAUCAGUAUGCUAAAGCUUUAAUUAUGCGUUUCGCCACGAGAGCAGAUCGCAAAAUAAAAGGGGCUGAACGAUUAAGUCAGUACUAUCGUAAUCAUGGGAAUCCCAACUACGGUGGGUUGGCGGGUCUCAUCAGUUCCUCUCGGAAACGACGCUUCCAUGGCAAACCCGAUCCUACAGAGCAGGUUGACUCAAAAAAUCCUUGGGGAUCACUUGCUGAAGCAUGGGGAGCCAGUGAACCUGCUGAACCAUGGGAAGCCAGUGAGCCUGCUGAAAAUUGGGAGCGAAGACCUGAAGGAAAACGUCCUAUUGGAACCGGUUUGCCUUCCGCUCUGGUGCGACGUUUAGGUCAUCAACCUCCCCGCCCAUCUCCUUCCCGAUCACGAGACACAGAAUCUGAUGCGUCUGAUAGUUGGGAUACGACAGAUAGCGAAUCUGGAUCGUGUAGCAGCCAGAGUUCAAAUCAAGAGGUUGGUCGUAGCAAGAAAAAAAGAAUUCGGAUGCGAAUGUAUGCUGACGAAGAGGAAGAAAGAAACAGAAGAAAAAAUCUACACGCAAGGCUUGCUGACCCCCACCCAGAAAAGAACGGUCUAUCUGGCAAGGCCCGCACUUCUAGACCAGUACACACUCGACUUGGCCCAAACGUCGAUGUCUUGCCGGCGGCCAUGCCCAUUUCCACGCGUAGUGAUUUACGUCAACGACUUGGAUCGUCUGCUCCCAAAAGUCCAGUUGAUUCAGUUUUACUCCGUGGAACGCUUAUAUCUGCCGACCAAGAAGGACCACAUUUGGAAAACGCCAAGAUUGAUUUGAGAAGCAAAUUACAAAGCAGGCUUGGAUCUAAAUGAAGAUGAUCAACCAGCUGUCUAUUGUGUCAAACUCGUUAUAAUCCAAUUUUUAAAAUCUGGCCCCAUUUUUGCAAACAUCGAUUUUCAUGAAUUAAACUUGGUUUAUUCGGAUUACUAUUGGAAGCAAUAUAACAUGAGUAAAGUGUUGAAAUUAAA